AUGAGAUGCAAUAAGGGAUUCUUGAGAAGAAUUGUGGCCAAACAAAGUCUGAAACAACUUAGUCAUCAAGAAUUGAUACAACUGACUAAAGUAGCUAUUGACAAUGUUAUUGAAAGUGAUCCAUUGUUCUCUACAUUAUUCUUAGAAAGUUACGAUAGAAGAACUUACAUCACAGAUCAAGAAUUGAUACGACUGACUAAGGUAGCAGAGACUAAGGUAGAGUAUAUUAUUGAAAGUGAUCCACUUCUCUCUGGAUUACUUUCAAAUGUUAGGAUAGAGGAGCUCACAUCACAGAUUGAUGUUGCACAAGGACAAGCUAUAACUUUAUUCCAAAAUCAUAGAGAAUUGCCAAAACUUGUAGUAGUUCUACCACGUGACAAGACAGUUUUUGAUCUUAAGAAGACUAUGGAACGACACAUGUGUUUAUCUUUUGUAAGGGAAAACGUCCGGAAGGUUCUACCAAGUGACAGGACAGUUCUUGAUCUUGAGAAAGUUGUUGUGCGAAGGCUAUCGUGUGUAUUUUGAAGAGAAAACAUCAGAAAGUAUUACAAAUUGUGCUGCAUUGCAUUUUAUGAAGAAACGUUGGAAAAGA
Molecule: messenger RNA, 592 nt
Organism: Dinoponera quadriceps
Lineage: Eukaryota; Metazoa; Arthropoda; Insecta; Hymenoptera; Formicidae
Exons: 5
Coding region: 1-525 (174 amino acids)
Source: RefSeq, a predicted model, not a curated record